This is a messenger RNA of Apaloderma vittatum (bar-tailed trogon), 486 nucleotides long. It is a transcript of the gene SREK1IP1, whose product is annotated as SREK1-interacting protein 1. The transcript has 4 exons. Gene Ontology annotation, molecular function: nucleic acid binding; zinc ion binding. The record is from RefSeq and is a predicted model, not a curated record. The annotation marks the transcript as partial. NCBI's taxonomy places the organism in Eukaryota, Metazoa, Chordata, Aves, Trogoniformes, Trogonidae.
CAACCCCUAAUUUUGACAUUUUCUCUUUCAGGUGGAAAUAAGGAUAACAUCAGAGCAGGGUGCAAGAAGUGUGGCUACCCUGGUCAUCUGACAUUUGAAUGUCGAAACUUCCUCCGAGUAGAUCCUCAAAGGGAUAUCGUUUUAGAUGUUAGCAGCACUAGCAGUGAAGACAGCGAGGAGGAAGAACUACAGAGAUUGCAAGCCAUGCGUGAAAAAAAGAAUUUAAACGAGGAGGAAGAGAAAAAGAAACAAAAAAGAAAAAGCAAAGAAAAAAUGAAAUUAAAGAGGCCAAGGAAAAGAUCUUCCUCAUCAAGUGCAGCUGAAGAGGAUGGGCCAAAGUCAAAAAAACAAAAAUCACACAAAAAAGAAAGAGAAAAGGAAAAAAAAAAUAAAUCUAAGAAAGGAAAACAUCAUAAAAAAGAGAAAAAGAAGAGACAAAAGGAAAAAAGUUCAUCUUCUGAUAGUUCAGACAGUUCUAGUGACUGA